This is a messenger RNA of Penicillium samsonianum, 1161 nucleotides long. RefSeq lists its product as uncharacterized. Bases 1 to 1161 code for a protein of 386 amino acids. Lineage: Eukaryota; Fungi; Ascomycota; Eurotiomycetes; Eurotiales; Aspergillaceae. The record is from RefSeq and is a predicted model, not a curated record. The transcript is spliced from 3 exons.
AUGUCUCUUUCCUUUCCAAAGGACGACAUGAUGGAUGUUGUAGCCACGACUCAGCCCAAUCAUGGCAAGGGAAUUCCAGGCUCUGAUGAAUUAGCGGCGCCAGCACAGCGCCUUCUGAAAGAUAAAAGAGCAAACUAUCACUCUCGGUUACAUAUUGACCACCUCACUACUCUGUUGAGGAUGUUAACCAGGGUCAGACUCUAUGAACCAACGUGGGGUCGGCCAAAUUUGCACUACGGCACUCUUGAAGAACCGAGACCCCAGCAAGACGAGCUGGUGAAUAUACUCACCAAGCAAUCCCAGAUUUCGGAAGGCUUCUUAGUACCGGAUUCUGUUUCUCGAGUCUUUGAUAUUUUGCCAAAUAUGGAGCUACAUUUCCAUCAACUAUGGGCAAUCAUCUUCCAGCCUCCCGUCCCCGAGACGAUGUCGCUAUUCGUGCCUCCAGGAACGCAGUUCCACGGCAAGCCUGAGUUCCAUCGAAAACUCAGGCCCAUCUCAUUCGAAACAACAUACAAAUCGUCAACACAAGAGUCAAUUCCUAACUUGGAUUUGACUCAUCUUAUGAAGGGCCUUGGUGAUAGAGGUAGCGAGCAUCGACCUCAUCUUGUUCUUUUCCUCGGGGACCAAACUCAGAGACAGGGUCACGUUCCGGAUGUUAUAGGUGCUCUUUGUGCCGCAACCCCGAAGGAAGAGAGUGGCCAACAACAAGAUAUUUCGGAGAAAACUGGGAAUUCCAGACCUAGCCACCCGCAGGUCGGGCCUCCACAGCUUCUGUUCCAGCUUCAACCGAAUCUCAGAAUAUUCCGGUUGAAAGAAGCAAAUACCGCCUCUCACUCUUCAUCAAACGGAACGACAAAAGGUCAUGUCCAUGAUAUGGCCGGUAAAUCCUGGAUUGGCGAUUCCAAGGCAUCAGGAAUCGGCUUAGAAAUUGAUCCGACCACAAGCCAAAUGAUGUUCGUACUGAAUCAGGUCAACCAGGAUCGAAACAUAUACAAUGACGUGCUCCAGAUCGACAAGAAUAGCGAGAUCUCGGGUGAGAAAUUGAGUGAAAAUAUUAGGGAAGGUUUUAGGGGCUCUGAGGUUGUCGUCUAUAGAGUUGACGGUGGUGAUGAGUUUGACCCCUGGCUGGCGAAUAAAGAUGGUGUAAUCAGAAGGAUUUAA